GCGGCAGCACCGCGCAGGGAGGAGAGGGGAAAACGGAGGAGCUCACAUCCAUUAACGGACGAUAACUGGAGCCGGUGGACAGGCCUAUGCACACACCGAGAGGGAACAGGGCCGGUGGAAAGUCUUGUUUUAACCUCGGUUGCUUUUGUUAUUAUUAUUAUUUACUAUUAUUUUUUUUAAUUUUGGACCCCAAAACUUAGAUGGCACGGAGCGAGCUGAGUGCGUCAUCUCGUCGGAGGAAUUAAAAAGAGCAGCGUGAGGCAGAGGAUUCCUGCUGGGAUCUGAGAGGGAAGAAUUUGGUGUCCUGGCGGUGUAGACAGACCCCCGACUCUGGUCCCUCGCAACCUUGAAGGGACCAGCUUGACUUCACAUGGACAAACCCGUCUGAGAGGGACUCACACAUCACCUCUGGGGUUUUUGGUGCUUCUGAUUGGACGUCGCAUCAGUUUGUCUGACCCACAGGGCUUUUGUUUCUUCUAGUUUCAACUUUUUUUUCUCCUUUCUCUCUUGGACAUGAGGUUCUGCCUCAAAAAUCAGAUGACAGUGUUGUUGCAACUGUAUUUUCCAUCUGAAAAGAUGGAGAAGUUUACAGCCGCCACAGCUUCACCAGCUUUUCAAGAAAACUGAGAGGGUGGAUUAUUGAAAGGAGUCUGGUGGAGCUGUUUGGAGAGUUUAAGUGGAUGUUUGCUGCUGCUCAAAACACCUGCCAAGUUCCCACAUUGGAUUACAGCCUUCAGGAUAGCAGUGUCAGCACUUUAAUUGGCAAUAUAGAAUUUGGCUUAUUGACCUUGGAGAGACGAGUCACAAGCUUGCCAAGUUUCACGGCAUCCAGAGGACAACAGGACAUCACGUACAUCUCGUCCUGCACGUCUGAAAUCACCUCUUCCUGCCCGGGGGGAAAACUCUCACUAGUCCCCUCACCGCCAUGGUGAUGUCGCAGGGCACCUACACCUUCCUGGCCUGUUUCGCUGGCUUCUGGUUGGUCUGGGCCGUCAUCGUCAUGCUCUGCUGCUUCUGCAGCUUCCUGCAGCGCAGGCUGAAGCGCCGCCACGAAGAGAGGCUGAGGGAGCAAUGUCUGCGAACCGUAGAGACUGAGCCGCUUGGCUGUCACCCUGCAGGAUACCCUCCUCCUCUUCCUCCUCCUCCACCUCCACCACCACCUCCACUGCUGCCCAGGGAGCCACCGCAGUUCUCCCCGCCUCAAACCUUGUUGCCGCCUGUUCCUCUGCAGGUUCCUCAUCCCAUGCCGCAGGCAAACUGGAUCAGCAUGCCAGACACAGAUAUAUUUGGGAAGCCGCCCUGCUAUGAGGAGGCAGUUCUGAUGGAGGAUCCUCCUCCGCCCUACAGUGAGGUCUUGGCUGACCCACGGGGGGGCACCUACCUGAAGCCUGCCCCGCUCCGAGCUGCUCCGCAGCCACCUCCUCCCAGGGAAUACCAGGAUCCUGCUCCGGUCUUCACAUCUGAGACCAGCAAGCCUCCUGUGACAGCCGUAUUCCCUGAGCGAGCUUACUCCUCCCUCAUACGUCUGCCUUCGUCCCAGCGCUGGGACUCCCUGGGUCAUCUCCUGUCCAACAUGGACCUGAACCACAACAACCUUACCCCGCCGGGGGGGCGGUCCAUCCAGGCUGCCGCUGCAAUGGCUACCAUGCCCCGCCGAGAACCCAGGACUCACCAUGAUGCACUUGGGCUCAGAGGAGGACUACAAGGACUCCAAGGAAGCAUACAAGGACUCCAGGGAGGCAUACAUGGACUCCAAGGAAGCAUACAAGGACUUCGAGGAGGGAUACAAGGAUUCCAAGGGGGAAUACAGGGGUUCCAAGGAGGGUUCCAGGGGCUUCAGGGGGUACAUGGACUGAGGGGACUGGAGCCCAGCUGUGGCCUGCCAACAGCCUUUCCCCUGCUUGGUCGGAGCACCGCUGUCUAGACCUGGAUGCUUACUGGAGGAGUCUAACCAACCAAUAUGUUGGUCUAUCUCUGAAGAGCCUUCAAGCAGGAGAUCUAUCCUGUGCUGCUCCGUGUUUACAGCACUAACACUGCUAGAAGUAGAGAUUUAAUUACCUAAAGAGCUAAAAGAGGGUUCAAAUGCUGCAAAGGCGUCAGAAGUUCAAUUCCCCGUGCAGCUCUGUGGGCGAAGGGUGCCACUUACUCUGCUGGGACUGCGGCUUUCAGCUGUGCGUGUGGAUAAAGGAGGAAAUUAUCCACCGUUUUCAAACCAGUGUUGUUGAGUCACAGAUGUAUCCUGGUGUCAUAUCGAAAGUUAAUUGAGACUAGGUUUUUUUUAACAGCAGAGGAGGAGAGAAAAGAACCAGUAACGAGGUAAAAGGAGGAGCAACAAGCACAGCUGUUUCUCUGCCUUUAAUCUGGACUCCCUCUGCCUUUAUUUUCAUCUCUACCUCCCCCUUUUCGUGUCGUCCUCUUAUUCUGUUCAUCCCUCCUCUCUCUGUGACUGAGCAACCUAUUGUACCAGUCUGCCGUUGCCAUGGCUCCCAAGAGCUGUCUGUUGCCCACAACGACCUCUCCUCUUUUAUCUGCUCUGAUUUUUGAAGACUGUGUUCACAGCUUGUCUCCUCUCAAGGACUGUGAGUAUUACACUUACAAAAGAACACGUGGUGACCUUCAUUGUCACCCGGUUUGUGACAUUAGAGCCCCUGGGCCAGUUUUCCCUGUGAAAAUCAAAACAAAGGUAGAGUGCAACAAGCUAGCCUGAGAACCAAGUGUACAUGGAUUGCAUUUUGUAACAUGCUGCUUUGUUGUUUUCAAUGUCGUCUUUACUACAAACUGUUGGGUCAGCUUGGUCAUUUAUGUGAAAAAAACUUUCUUUUUCAUGUAUACAUUUAUUUAGCUUUGUGACAAAUGCCUUUUUUCUUGUGAAAUAAAAACAUCUUCACCAGUUGGGCAUCUUCCAAUAAUUUAUGGAGUGAA
Messenger RNA from Morone saxatilis (striped sea-bass), 2922 nucleotides. Its product is annotated as proline-rich protein 7. The transcript is spliced from 4 exons. The record is from RefSeq and is a predicted model, not a curated record. The coding region runs from base 926 to 1924 and encodes 332 amino acids. Lineage: Eukaryota; Metazoa; Chordata; Actinopteri; Moronidae.